Ornithodoros turicata is the source of this 658-nucleotide messenger RNA. RefSeq lists its product as uncharacterized. The record is from RefSeq and is a predicted model, not a curated record. Bases 7 to 585 code for a protein of 192 amino acids. The transcript has 10 exons. Lineage: Eukaryota; Metazoa; Arthropoda; Arachnida; Ixodida; Argasidae.
GGUGGAAUGGGAGAGGAAGAAGGGACGCCGAUAGUUGGUCUCAGAAAACACCAAGGGAUGGAAUGGGAGAGGAAGAAGGAACACCGAAAGUUGGCCUCAGAAAACACCAAGAGGUGGAAUGGGAGAGGAAGAAGGGACGCCGAUAGUUGGUCUCAGAAAACACCAAGAGGUGGAAUGGGAGAGGAAGAAGGGACGGCGAUAGUUGGUCUCAGAAAACACCCAAGAGAAUGGGAGAGUAAUAAAGAACACCGAAAGUUGGCCUCUGAAAACAAGAGGAGGUGGAAUGGAAGAAGGGGCGCCAAUAGUUGGUCUCAGAAAACACCAAGAGUUGGAAUGGGAGAGGAAGAAGGGACGCCGAUAGUUGGUCUCAGAAAACACCCAAGAGAACACAUACUCAGUGAGAGGAGCUCUUUAUUCUGCAAGUGGAAUGGGAGAGGAAGAAGGGACGCCCAUAGUUGGUCUCAGAAAACACCAAGAGUGAGAGGAGCUCUUUAUUCUGCAAGUGGAAUGGGAGAGGAAGAAGGGACGCCUAUAGUUGGUCUCAGAAAACACCAAGAGGUGAAACACAGAACACAUACUCAGUGAGAGGAGCUCUUUACUCUGCAAGUGGAAUGGGAGAGGAAGAAGGGACGCCGAUAGUUGGUCUCAGAAAACACCA